AUGUCAACCUCAGAAUCACAACCCAGUCUACCAAAGAACCUAUUUCCCCACCGAACCCCCGCAGCCGCAAGCUCAUCAACCGAGGAGUCCAAAGAUGCCAGUGGAAUGACGAAACUGCCUAACGGGGUCAUUCUCGAUAAAGAUGGGAAACCAUGCCGUCUCUGCACCUCCGCCGCAUCCUGGCGCAACCUAACCAAACAAGCCAAAGCCCAAGGCGCGACCUCAACAACAACGGCCACAAAACCAACCUCCGAGUCAACUAUUACCCAACCCCAACCGCGAGAUGACUGUCCCCCAGACGUAGAAGCCCUGGGUCGUUCAACAUGGACAUUCCUCCAUUCCCUGACGGCGUCGUACCCCGUGCAAGCGACGCAGGAACAACAGGGCGAGAUGCGGACGUUCCUGAAGAUUUUCUCGCGCUUGUACCCCUGCUGGGUGUGUGCGGAUGAUUUCCGGAACUGGAUGGCGGAGCCUAGUGGGCGUAAUGAGCCGCGGCUAGGGGGGAGGGCGGAUUUCGGGACGUGGAUGUGUGAGGCGCAUAAUGAGGUGAAUCGGAAGUUGGGGAAGAAGGAGUUCGAUUGUCGGUUUUGGGAGGAGAGGUGGAGGACUGGAUGGAAGGAUGGGAGGUGUGAUUGA
Molecule: messenger RNA, 636 nt
Organism: Aspergillus pseudotamarii
Lineage: Eukaryota; Fungi; Ascomycota; Eurotiomycetes; Eurotiales; Aspergillaceae
Product: flavin-linked sulfhydryl oxidase
Exons: 2
Coding region: 1-636 (211 amino acids)
Cellular component (GO): mitochondrion
Molecular function (GO): flavin adenine dinucleotide binding; flavin-dependent sulfhydryl oxidase activity
Source: RefSeq, a predicted model, not a curated record